AUGGACAAGAUAAUAAUGUAUCGACCCAAACUACCAAGUCCUCCAUACCCCUCCAAUACAUCGCACGUAGUAUAUCUUGAGAAUGAACUAAGUCGAUUUGUGCCUGUGACGCACUUGAAUCUUCAUAACCAGCCCUUGGACGUCAUGAUACGCAGUCUCACGAACUCCCGAUCGUCGUCUGAGUGUCAUCAACAACGGAUUCAGUAUCUACAAGACGAGCAAGGCAAAGACAGUAGUGACCUUAAUCAUAUGGAUGCCUUCUCUUUAACGGUUGUUAAGCGAUCCAAGACCAAUAGCGAACGUGGUCGAGCUUUCCGUGCACGUCGCAAGAAGUACGAGGACGACCUGGCGACGAUUGUAAACUCGCUACGUCAAGAGGUUGCAGAUCUUGACUUUUUGUUCAACGUACGCGCUAAUAAAGUACUGCGCAGUCGCAAUAGCAUGGGCGGUUCGCUCGUGCGACUAGUGAGAGAGUACUUUGUGCUGUUCGAGCAUGGCAUGCCGUCACUUCGAAGUGUCGGUCAAAAACGACCAGCAUUGCUUACGGAUGGACCGGAUAUAAACAGCAAUGGUGAUUUACUUGCUGCAAAGCAGGAAGCUUUCCUACAUAGCUCAAUGGACACGGAGAUGCAGUUCGGUGGAGUGAGCGGACGGGAAUAUCUACUGGAUCAGUGGAAGAGAUACACGAGCUACCACUCGAGUUUUCGUGUGGACCUUCUCAGCAUCGAAGUAUCGGGAGAAGAAAGCGACCCUAUUGUGACGGGGCGCUUGGAUCUGCGCGUAGUGUUUUCGCGCGCCACGUUUGAAAAUGUUUUUCCGCACGUGGCGGAUAACGAGGAGCUCAUGAACAAGUUUAUUGGCCGUGAAGUCAUCUACCAUGCCACGAAUCGUUUUCAUUUCUCACCAAAGGGUCAGAUCCUCAUUUACGAAAGCAACGUGGGGUUCGUUAACGCCUUGGUCCAAGCUGGAGCCAAUGUCUCGGAUAUCGCGUUGCUGAUGCAGCAGGCGCGGAUCGCGGACGAGUCUAGGCUCGUGGACGAGAGCGACAAUAACAUUGGGGCACAAGAGCUAGAGCAAGACAACCUAGACGAGAUCACGUCCGCAGAUGGUAAUAUUAGCCAUGGCACCAGUGAGAAGGUAACUGGUGUGAAUAGCAACACCGACCACAUUGAAAGUAGCGGGUCGGAUGCUGAGGAAGCGAGCUCGCAGGAGACAAGUAGUCGCUUGGCUAUUGAUUUUCUCCUAUCGUAG
Molecule: messenger RNA, 1251 nt
Organism: Peronospora farinosa
Lineage: Eukaryota; Oomycota; Peronosporomycetes; Peronosporales; Peronosporaceae
Source: the annotation of a GenBank genome assembly